AUGGGUACAGCCAAAAACUCUACUGCAGGAAUUUCUCCUGUUGGGUUUCCAGGGUCACAGGCCCUUCAGCUCUCUCUCUUUAUUUUGUUGGUGACGUACAUCCUCACUGUCAGUGGUAACCUUGCUAUCUUGAUUUUGGUGAGGACAUCCCACCAGUUACACACUCCCAUGUACUUCUUGAACAAACUUUCUUUCCUGCAUAUUUGGUAUACCACAGCUGCUGUCCCCAAGGCCCUGGCCAUUCUACUAGGGAGAAGCAAGACCAUAUCAUUUUCUGGCUGCCUGUUGCAGAUGUGCCUUGUUUUCUCAUUAGGCUGCACAGAAUACUUCCUCCUGGCAGCCAUGGCCCACGACCAACAUCUGGCUAUCUGCUGUCCUCUACACUAUGUGGCUCCCUUGAGCAGCCUGCUCUCUGCCCAGCUGGCCCUGGGUUCCUGUGUCUGUGGCUUUGUGGCCAUUUCAGUGCCAACAGCUCUCAUUAGUGGCCUCUCUUUCUGCGGUCCCCAUACUAUCAAUCACUUCUUCUGUGAUGUUGCCUCCUGGAUUGCCCUGGCCUCUACAAGCACAGAGGUGAUAGAACUUGUGGCCUUUGUGAUUGCUUUUCUGGUCAUCCUGAGCUUGUGCCUCAUUACCCCGAUCUCCUACUUCUACAUCAUCAGCACCAUCUUCAGGAUCCCCUCAUCCAGUGGCAGGAGCAAAGCCUUCUCCAAAUGCUCCUCUCAUCUGACUGUGGUGCUCAUCUGGUAUGGAUCCACAAUGUUCCUUCAUGUUUGUACAUAAGACUCCUUGGAUUUGACCAAAGUGGUCCACAUCCUCAACACUGUGGUGACUCCAGUUCUGAACCCCUUUAUCUACAGCUUCCAUAACAAGGAUGUAACAGAAACUCUGCAAAAGUAG
Molecule: messenger RNA, 897 nt
Organism: Choloepus didactylus (southern two-toed sloth)
Lineage: Eukaryota; Metazoa; Chordata; Mammalia; Pilosa; Megalonychidae
Product: olfactory receptor 6F1-like
Biological process (GO): G protein-coupled receptor signaling pathway
Cellular component (GO): membrane
Molecular function (GO): olfactory receptor activity
Source: RefSeq, a predicted model, not a curated record